UAUAUAUAUAUAUAUAUAUAUAUAUGCACACAUACAGUAAGCAAGGAUAUAUUAUUACUAAAAAUACAUUGAACUAUAUAACUUAGGCGCACACAUGACGAGUGAGUCUAUGCAAAUAUAUACAUGCACACACCAACACGCUAAUACAUGCAUGAAUACACACUUACAUAAUACAUACUUGUAUAUAUAUGUAUACACACACACACACCGACAUCGAACAUAAGCAGGAUAUAUAACUUAGAAUUUUCAAUGACAGCUCAAGUCCGGGAUACGUAGGCACACAUGUAUGUAUAACGCUGUAUGCAUAGGUGUUUACGUGUAUAUGCAACUGGCUUCAUUCGUUAUGGAUAUAUACUCGAUUAUUAUACACAAUCAAGCAUACCUUGGCAUUUCUGAUUUACCAAUAUCUUAUACACACACACUGGACACUCACAUAUAUAGACACGCACACACGCAGACACAUAUAUAAACACGUGCACACACACACACACACACACACACACACACACACGCGCGUUGACUGAAAUACAUAUUAAUGCAUAGAUAUAUAUGUGAAUGUGCAUACACAAUACAUAUAUAUAUAUACACACGCGCGCAAUCCAAUACACACAUAUAUAUAUAUAACCAAGCAUACAGAAUAUACACACACGUAUAUACAACAAAUAUUUACAUACUGUACAGUCAUACAUACACGUAUGCACACAUGCAAUUUUAUACAUAAUCAUCCACUAAUAUAUACACACACACAUAUGCAAUUCAUACAUAAUCACAUACAUCCUUACAUUUAUAUAUGCACACAGACAAUUCGUGCAUAUCCUUACAUACAUGCGCAAUUGGUACAUAAUCACACAUAUAUACACAUGCACGUAUAUUAACACACACAAACUACACAUACAUACACACAUAUAUAUACACACACACACACACACAUACAGGUGGCUGUGAACUAAUAGACACACUGUUAAAAAGAUAUUGUUACACAUAUACAUACAUGAAUGACAAUACAUAACUGUAGACACCAAACUUACAGAUACACGUACAUACAUACACAGUAUAUAACAAAAUAACACACACAUGAACCUAUAUACACAUGCAUAUAUACAAAUAUAUAUACACAUUAUUUAGCAUAUAAGCUCUACUAAUUACUUUGCACUAACGAAUUUCACACGCGAAUAUUGUAUAAUAUACACAUACUUCACAUAUAUACCGCUACACACACAUACACAUUCGCACAUAUUGUUAGUUAUAUACACACUGUCAUUCACACAAACACGUUGCUGUUUACAUAAAUACACACACGUUGACGCACACGCACACAUACAUUCAUAUAGCCAUUCACGUCCACACAUUAUAUACACUUCUGUUUAUACAUAUACGUACAGUACUGGUUAUACAAACACACGCAUACGCACAGGUGUUUAAACAAAUACACACCAUCAUUCAUACACACACACACACAGUUGUUGACAAACGUACACAUACUGUACUUAUUAACACAAAUACAUACACACACACACAACCAUCUACAUAUACACACACGUUGUUAUUUACACAAACACCCAAACAACUGUACAACAACAUCAACAGGACUGUCACUGGUACUACAGUACCCCGUAGAGGUACCCCUUUUAAAGUACCUCUUCUUUUACGUAUGUAUACAUAGAUAUACUACCACCUCUACUGCCACUAAGGUACAGUGCUACUAACUUUGAAGGUGCCUUUGUUGAAACACACUACAGCACAUACCCUACUACAUGUACACCAUCACACUUACACUGGCGCCUAUACUGUAACGAAAAUACAGAGUCUCACAAGGUGCUGUUUAUAUUCUGUUUAUAUUUAUUUUUUUCAAACAUUACUAUCACCUUCACCUCUACUAUAUCUGCAAUUUAUUGAUACUAUUUGAUGGUGCCUUUGAUUGGAAUUACUACCACGUACAUACUACCACAUGUACAAUUAAACUGAUAGUUUCUGUAUAGGUGCCUCCUCUGUUGAGACGCUCCACCACAAGCAUAAACAACCAUCUAUCUAUCUAUCUAUCUAUCUAUCUAUCUAUCUAUCUAUCUAUCUAUCUAUAUAUAUAUAUAUAUAUAUAUAUAUAUAUAUAUAUAUAUCUGUUUGUCUGUCUCUCUGUCUGUCGAUUCAUUUGUCUGUCUGUCUAUCUAUUUAUCUAUCUGUCUGUCUAUUUAUCUAUCUGUCAGGCUAUCUAUUUAUCUAUCUAUCUAUCUGUCUGUCUGUCUGUCUAUCUAUUUAUCUGUCUGUCUGUCUAUCUAUUUAUCUGUCUGUCUAUUUAUCUAUCUAUCUAUCUAUCUAUCUAUCUAUCUAUCUAUUUAUCUACCUACCUACCUACACAUAUACCAUCACAAAAACAGACACAUUGCUUUAUACACAACUGUAUGCAUGCUGCCAUCAAGGCACACAUAUGCACACGCUGUCACAGACAAAUACCUCUAUCCAUUUGUGGUACAAAUAAAAGCAACAGAAAAAUGAAAAACUUUUCUUAAUAAAAGGAAAUCAAAUAUAUAUAUAUAUAUAUAUAUAGGUAUAUAUAUACAUAUAUAUAUAUACAUACACAUACUCAUAUAUACCCACACAUAUACAUACAUACAUGCACUCAUACAUACUGAUAUACUCACACAUACAUCCACUAAUUCUUACAUACUCAUGCACACAUACUCUAACACAUACAUGCACUCACAUACAUUAAGACAUAUAUAUAAUCACACACAUAUAUGUAAUGUGCAUCAUACCACUUACAUGCACACACACACACAUACACACACACAAACACAUACACACAGACUGAUGCACAUUUACAUUCCACAUAGAAGGAAUUAUCCAUCCAUUGUGAUAUAUACACACUAACACACAUGCUCAUUUAUACAUAUCUGGAAUCAUAUACAUUCCCGCAUGCAUGCAUUAAUGCAAUAAUUUCACAUCCACAAAAUACACAAACUUAGAUAUACACAUAAAUACACAUAUUAUACAUGCUAAUCCAUAUAUAAACUGGUAUACAUACAAACAUAUACACUAUCUCUAUCUCUCUCCCCCUCUAUCUCUCUCUCUCAUGCACACACACAUACACACACACAAUCUUUUAAUACUGCUAUAUUAUUCUUCUGUUCUGCUUCUCAUUAUAUAUUCAAAUUUAUAUACACACACACACACAUUCAUUUUUAAACACAUAUACAUACAUGAAAAUCUUUAGGUGCAAACUCACAGGUAUAUAUGCAUACACGCUUGUACCCGCGUACGAAUAGCAGCAUCUACACACACACACACAUGUACACGCACACAUAUACAUACAUACAGAAACACCUACAUACACACACAUACAAACAUACAGCAAGUUCACACACAUACACACAAACACACACUUAAAGUUGUGUUUUAUACCACAAAAUUCUUGUAAAAUAACUCAUAUCUGGAUGUAAAAAGAGAACGACCAAAAUUAUUCCAAAUGUUGAAAAAACUGAGAUCUUUCAAAUCACGGUCAGUUUAUGAUGCUACUCCAGGAUUAUCGAAGGGAGUAUGGACUACCCCAGACGAGGAAAAAGACUACCACCCACAGAACCCGGCUGAAAUUGUUAUAUACUCGACGACGCCAACGACAACAACAACAGGUUCCUUGAAAAAACCACGACGGAGUGGCCUAUUGAAUAAAUUCUUCUGCUGUUUUGGUCCAAAAAACAGUGCUCCCAAAAAUUCUUAUCCAGUGCCUGCUGUGGAGCAAAACGGUAACACCAAACCAGGAGAGCGAUAUUUAUUACCUGCCCUUAACAGCAACCAUCCUUUCAGGAAAUGUAUGGUUAUAGACCUGGAUGAAACCCUUGUGCAUAGUUCUUUUAAGCCUAUAGACAAUGCAGAUUUUAUUGUUCCUGUGGAAAUCGAGGGUACUACACAUCAAGUCUACGUUUUAAAGCGGCCUUAUGUUGAUGAAUUUCUCCAGAAAAUGGGAGAACUUUAUGAGUGUGUUUUAUUUACUGCCAGCUUAGCUAAGUAUGCUGACCCAGUUGCUGAUCUUCUGGACAAAUGGGACGUCUUCAGAGCUCGCCUCUUCAGGGAAUCUUGUGUCUUUCAUCGCGGAAAUUAUGUUAAAGUAAGUUUGGAUCUUUCAUAAUUUCUUUGCUCUGUGUGUGUGUAUA
Messenger RNA from Octopus bimaculoides (California two-spot octopus), 4145 nucleotides. RefSeq names its product CTD small phosphatase-like protein. Lineage: Eukaryota; Metazoa; Mollusca; Cephalopoda; Octopoda; Octopodidae. The record is from RefSeq and is a predicted model, not a curated record.